Molecule: messenger RNA, 5263 nt
Organism: Leptopilina boulardi
Lineage: Eukaryota; Metazoa; Arthropoda; Insecta; Hymenoptera; Figitidae
Product: 43 kDa receptor-associated protein of the synapse homolog
Exons: 11
Coding region: 2307-4664 (785 amino acids)
Biological process (GO): chemical synaptic transmission
Molecular function (GO): protein-membrane adaptor activity; acetylcholine receptor binding
Source: RefSeq, a predicted model, not a curated record
ACCUGGUGGGGGUUGGAAGAGAAGAGAGAAAGGUUUGGUUAGGUCGUGUGUUGCGGGCUGCUGCGGCUCGGGCGCGACAGUUCUGCCUCGACCAGCGCCGGUAGAUAUUCGUUGCUUAUUUUCUCUUUUUCUCUCUCUUUCUUCUCUCUUUCGCCCUUUUUCCAAAUUCUUUUUUCUCCUGGCAUUUGCGACCUUCCCUCACCCAUCCCCCAAAGAGUUCGCGGACACUAUUCCGCGUGUCUUCGCCUCGCGAUGUCACGCGCCUGACGCUUGACUUCGACGAUGGCCACCCUAAAAACUUAGACACGCAUGCGAAUCACCAGCCGCGGUUUAUUUAAGGCGGGCCAAGGUUAAAGCGAAAGAGGAACAGUAAUACUGACGCGAAUUCAGAUUUACUCAAAUCCUCGUUCAAAUCGUGCGUGACAUUCGGUUUCUUAAUUGCCACCCCCCGGGGAAAUUAUACAAGAUCCUCUCAAGGUUACAACUUGCGACUUUGUAAAUUCGAUUUUCGCAAAUCGUAUACGGAUUGAUGGAUUACCACCAUGUUUUAAAACAUCGGAAUAAUUUUGCAGAUAGUAAAAAGUAAUAUUUAAAAGAUAAACAUUUUGGGACUUUUGUAGAGAGAAAAAAAAAUCUCUUUUUUGAGGGAAAACAAUUACAGGGCGAGGUCGCUUCAUCUGAGGUUCUUCUCACAGUUUCUCGCAGAGAUUUAGAAUUCAAAUUUAUAAAUGUGUAUACCAUAUACGUAAAAAUAUACAGGAUUCGAAUUUAAAUAGUUAAAAAUGUUGAUAAGUUAAUGAGAAAAUUAGGCAGCAAAAUUUACGUCUUUAUUUGAAAAUUUUCGACUAAAGAGAAUUGUAUUUGAGAAACUUGGAGAACUCGAGAGAAACAUGAUAAUCCUGAGUGAGAUUCUUCUUAACAAAUAAGAGAUACUAUGAAUCCUAAUCGAUAAAUAUACAUUAGAUAGACGAUUCGUCACUAACAAACCGAAUUACCUCUAGAUCUAAUCGCAAUUUUACUAUAAGAGACUAAUUUAUAAGGGAUAAAUAAUUUAACCCACAUUUUUAAAAGUAAAUAAAUUUUCUAACCAAUCCUUCGUAACAACAGAUAUUAACAUUUCAUAGAAAGGACAACAUUCAAGAAAAAAUUAAUUUUAGGGAACAACAUUUCAGAAAAGGAAAACAAUAUUACAGAAAAGUGAAAAAAUAUUUCAAGAAAUUGCAAAGAGUAAUUAAAAUAUAAGAUAAAGUUAUAUCCAAAAUAAUGUCUCAAUGUAAAGAAAGAACGUUUAGGAAAAAGCAUUCAAGUUACAACAAAAAGCAUUCAAAAAAAAGUAUAUAAUAUUCAAGGAAUAAGAAAAUACUCUUUGAAAUAAAGCAAGAAAUGUUCAUGCUUAAAAAAACACUCAAGUCAAAGGAAAAUUUAUGAUAAUCUCCGAGACAUUCAAGACAUGGCAAAAAUUUAAAUUAAAGAAAACAACAUUCAUUCAAAUCAAUUUUUUAAAUUAAAUUAAGAGAAUCAAGAGUUGUUGGAAAUACAGAAGAUUAUAAUUUAAAGUAAGAAAAAUUCAAGAUAUAAACUAAAAAUAGGAAAAUUCACAAUGAAGAAUAAAGCGUAAGAGCAAAAAAUAUAAAAAAUUUUCGAUAAUGAAAAAUAUUCAAUGUUAAAAAAAGUGAUAAAGAAGAAAAGUUUAAGAAGCAAAAUAUUUCAUAAUAUUGUGAAAAGGAGUAUGGAAAACAUAGCAAAAAUUUAAAAAAUUAAAAACAGAAGAUGCAUUCAAGAUAAAGGACAAUAAUUAUUAGACAAAAAAGUCAGGAAUUUCAUCUAGAGAGAAAAAUAAAAAUUUUGUUGGUAGUUGUGUGAAAAAAAACAUAUUAGAAACAGUGUAUUAUGUUGUUAAAAGAUCUCAAAUUCCUUUCACAAAUUAUGUGAGAAAACGAGUUUUUAAAAAUAUAAAAACAACACAGGUAUUAGCACACUGGUAAAUGAAAAUAUAAGUGUCAAAAGUUGUGAAAAAAAAUAUUAUUUAAAAAAAAACAAGAAAGAAAUAAUUCUAAAUUUUAUAAAAAUAUUCUGUUAAAAUCAUUGAAUAUACAAUUAAGAAAAUAAAUCGUAAUUAAAAUCUGUGAAAAAUAAUUAAAGGUAGGAAAGCGGUUCAAAAAUUAUUAAAUAUAAUAAGAAAGCAAGAGAUUAACAAAUCAGAAUUAAAAUCUGUGAAGAAUAAUUAAAGGUGUUUAAAAAAAGGUUAUGUACUGCAUAAGUGUGUCGUGCAGUUGUGGUGGAGUGGAUAAUGGUCAAGGAGAGAGAUGAGAUUGGAGUGGGAAAGUGGGAGAGAAGAAAGAGGAAGAUCAGGAUCAAAAAAGGUGCAACUUAAAGAGGAGAGCCAUGUCAUGGGAGUCUAUCGCGUCCAGGGAUUAUCUUGGGUGGAACAAGGGUUGAAGUUAUAUCGAGCUCACAAACAACAAGCUGCUGUGCGCAAAUGGAGAGGUGCCUUAAAAAGUAUUAGGCAACGUGAAGACAAAUUUGCUCUUCUUGGGUACCUCUACCAAGCUUACAUGGAUUGGGGAAAAUACAGAGACAGUAUAGACUUUGGCCAGAGACAACUUUGUAUUUCUGAAGAAUUAGAUUCACCUAAUAUGAGAGCCGAGGCAUACUUGAAUCUUGCAAGAUCUCAUGAAAGACUAGGAGCUUUAGACAGAGCACUGGCUUUCGCAAGACACAGCUUAUACAACGAAUGUGAUCAAUGUGCUACUGCUGGUCUUGUUCACUUAACUGUCGGUCGGGUUCAUUUGGAAUUAGCUGGAUUUUGUAAAGCAUUAGAAGCCUUCCAAAGAGCGCAUAAAAUUGCUCAUUCCAUUCAAGAUCCUUCUUUGGAGUUACAGGUUUACGUUGGAUUGUCAGAAGUAUUUUGCAGAUUACAGGAUGCAGAUAAAAGUUCAAGAUAUGCAGCGAGAGCUUAUGACUUAUCAAGGAGUUUACAACUUGGAGAUUUAAAUUCUAGACAUCAUCGAGCUGCAUUGCUGCAAAUGGCUGCUGCUCUUAGAAAAAAGGGAGAAUUGGGUGAUGCUCAUGAUUACUGCUCGGAGGCAACACGUCUAUCUUUGGUUUCCGGAGAUCAAGCCAGUUAUGCGCGGAGUAUACGUAUCAUGGGUGAUAUUUAUAGAAAAAAGUCCGAUAUAAAUAAGGCAUUUCGCCAAUAUGAAAGUGCCAUGGGAUCUGCUGCAGCAACUGGAGAUCGUUUGUGUCAAAUGGAAGCUAUGGAUGGUGCUGCAAGGUGUCUCGAAGUACUUAGGGUACAAAAUAAAAUUUGCAACUGCCGACCUCUCGAAUUUAAUACUAGACUGUUGGAAGUUGCCGGAUCUGUUGGAGCAAAGCUUCUAGUCAGAACUGUCAGAUGUCGUCUAUCCCGAAUUUAUGCGUCACUAGGAGACGAAGAGCAAAAAAAUCAGCACGAAAGAUUAGCAGCAACGAUGGAAGAAGAUUUAGAAUUACGUUGUGGAAGCUGCAAUGAACCGUUCGGACUAGAAGCGGACUCUCUGGAGGCUUUACCUUGCUCACAUAUAUUACAUGCCAGGUGUGCAUAUGACAUUUUAAAACGACGGGACAAGAAAAAGAAGCGUUUGUGUCCCGACUGCCAUAAAUCCGUCAGUUCUCGAUUGUACCUUCAUUGUGACGAUCCUCAUGAUUUUCAAUCGCAUUUCCGCAUGACGAGAACAACAUUCGAGCAAUUAAGUCUCAUUUUAGCUCCGGAUUUGGAUACACCAAAUUCGAUUAUGCCUGUCACAAAGAAAUUGGCAAUUGCCAUUUGGUAUUAUGCCAACCAGGAAGUUCAUCGAUCUAUUGCUGACCGAUUUGGGGUGUCUAAAUCUACAUCAUGGUUGUGUGUGGUAGAUGUGGCAACUGCCCUCUGUAAUCGUGUAGGAGAAUUUAUUAAAUGGCCAACUGAGGAAGCUCUUAUGACAACCAUGCGUGAAUUUCAAGAAAUACCUGGAUUUCCAGGCGUUGUUGGAGUUGUGGAUGGGUGCCACAUUUCAAUAAGCGCACUACACGAAAACCCUGCAAGUUACUACAAUAGAAAGGGUUAUUAUUCUAUUAACAUGCAGGGGAUUUCUGUUGCUACGAUGAAAUUCACUCAUGUGUAUGCGGGUUGCUGUGGCAGUAUGAAUGAUGCGAGAGUGUGGCAGUUAAGUGACAUUCAUCAGGAGAGUGAGCGAAAUUAUGAUGCAUAUUUUUCAGCCCAAACACACAUUUUGGGGGAUAAGAUAUACCCGAGACAGUUUAAUUUGCUGCCGCCUUACAAGGAUUAUGGGAACUUAUUAAGAGUGCAAAGGUACUACAAUUUAAUCCAUGCCAGAACACGGCAAAUAAUUGAGAGGACCUUUGCGCUGCUUUUGGGUCGUUUUCGGAGACUAAAACAUCUAUACCUCCAAAAUGUUGAGUACGCAUCUCUCUUCAUUCUUGCGUGUUGCUGUCUGCACAACAUUUGCUUGUCAUUAAAUGACGACCUUGAUGGAAUCGCAAAUGUUGAUAUUGACGAUCUUGAUGGACACUUGGAAGAUGCCAUUGAUGCACUUUUACCAGAAGUGCCAGCAGACAAUCCGCGUUUUAAUCCGGACAUUAAGCGCAAUGUGAUUGCGAACGCGUUGUACAUGAAUCGCGAGUAGUAGUGUGUUAAGACGUGUGUAUCCGUAUGGCAUUCUGGCCAGAAGUGCAACCAAAGAAUCCGCGUUUCAAUCUGGAGAAUAACAAUGGUGUGUUUUGUUAUGAUAUAGUACAAUUAAGUAUGAAACUGAAUGUAAAUAAUGAUGUAUUUUAGUAUAGAUAAGUGUUUGAUUAUUUUACACAUAGUAUGAUUGCUGUUCCUUUGUUUGAUUUAUUAUUAUUAUAAAGUUUGAAAGUUAAUGUAUAUACUGUAGUUUUUUUGUACAAUUAAGAAUGAGAGUAUUGUACAAACUGGUGUGUCUUAGUAUAAUUAAGUAUUAUAAUUACAUUGUAUACAUAUCGAAUAUAAUUUUUUUUUAAUAUGUACACUGAGAAAACUGUUUGGUAUCAUGUAUCAAAGUUUGGUUGUCCCUACCAAAUUUUUUAUUUGAUAUAUGUGCAACUAACCCGUUUGGUUGGGAGUACUAAAUUUUUUUGUCCAACCGUUAAAUUUCGCUCAAUUGAAUUAUUUAGUAGGUGUAACCAAAUAAUUUAGUCUACGUAAUAAAUACAUUUAUUAGAAUGAAAAAAAAUGUUCUGUUGAGGUAAAUAAAAUUUAGUU